CCUGCCUCCACAAUACUUAUGAGUGAUUGAUCAUCUCUCUCUCUUUGCAUUUGAAUUGAUUUUGCAAAUCUCAUAAAAGGGGAUUCAGUUAUAAAAAAAUUAAAAAAAAGGAAUCGUUGAGUUUAAUUUGCUCAAUGGUGGUGGUGAUGGAGAGUUGCGGAAGUAGAGUCUUACCGAUGAUGUCGCAGGCGGGCAUGGAGCGGCGGGAGCGGAUGAAAGUGGAGGUGUUCGAAGAGGUCAUCCUUCGUCUCCGUCAAUCUGAUAAUAUUGACACGGAUCUCCCCGGUUUCGUCGACGACCUCUGGGCUCACUUCAAUCGCCUCCCGGCCAGGUAUGCAUUGGAUGUGAAUGUAGAGAGGGCUGAAGACGUUGUCAUGCACCAGAGAUUGCUUCUUUCGGCUCUUGAUCCGCAUAACAGGAGGCCUGCUAUCCAAGUUCGUCUCGUCCAGGUCCAGGUUCAACAACCUCCAGCUGACUCGGACUCUCUUACCAAUGAAACAACUUCUUCUCCUGCCAGCAUUCAUCCUCCGCCUGCCUUUGGUUCAUCUCCCAAUCUCGAAGCACUUGCCCUUGCACUUGCUGCCCAUGACCACGAUGAGGGCGACAACUCUGUGCGUAACAAUUCUCUCUAUUCCCGUCCCCUGCAUGAGAUCACCUUUUCCACACUAGACAAACCUAAACUCCUUUUGCAGUUAACUGCAUUGCUUGCUGAGCUUGGGCUGAAUAUUCAAGAGGCGCAUGUUUUUUCUACAACCGAUGGCUUCUCACUCGAUGUUUUUGUCGUUGAUGGUUGGUACGAGGAAGUAGACAGACUUAGAAUGGCAUUGGAGACAGAAGCAGCAAAGAUUGAGUUGCAGGACCAAAGCUGGCCUAUGCAGCAAUCCUUCUCUCCUGAAAAGCAAAACGGGACAGCGAAAGAUCAUGUCGUAAUACCCACUGAUGGAACUGAUGUUUGGGAAAUCAACCUUACACAAUUAAAAUUCGGGCAUAAGAUAGCAUCUGGUUCUUACGGAAAUCUGUAUAAAGGUACAUACUUAAGCCAGGAAGUUGCUAUCAAAAUCCUCAAGCCAGAGCGUCUAGAUUCUGAGCUAGAGAAAGAGUUUUCCCAAGAAGUCUUUAUUAUGAGGAAAGUUAGGCACAAAAACGUUGUUCAGUUCAUUGGUGCUUGCACCAAGCCUCCACAUCUCUGUAUUGUUACAGAGUUCAUGCCCGGUGGAAGUGUAUAUGACUAUCUACACAAGCAAAAGGGCGUGUUUAAGCUUCCAGCUUUGUUUAAAGUAGCUAUAGAUAUUUGCAAAGGGAUGAACUACUUACACCAAAAUAACAUAAUUCACAGAGAUUUGAAGGCUGCCAACCUUCUAAUGGACGAAAAUGAGGUUGUUAAGGUUGCAGAUUUUGGGGUGGCUAGAGUAAAAGCACAAACUGGAGUUAUGACAGCUGAAACUGGAACAUAUCGGUGGACUCCGGAGGUGAUAGAACACAAGCCAUAUGAUCACAAGGCAGACGUUUUCAGCUACGGGAUUGUGCUAUGGGAGUUGUUGACUGGCAAGCUUCCUUAUGAAUACAUGACGCCAUUGCAGGCAGCCGUAGGGGUGGUCCAAAAGGGAUUAAGGCCGAAAAUACCGAAGAAGACGCAUCCGAAAAUGAGAGAGCUAAUGGAGAGAUUGUGGGAGAAGGAUCCAAGCCUGAGACCAGACUUCGCAGAGAUCAAAGAGAAGCUAGAAGAGAUAGCCAAGGAAGUAGGAGAAGAGGGGGAGGAGAGGAAAAAAGCAUCAAGAGGAGGAGGGGGUAUCUUUGCAGCACUGAGGAGAAGUGCAACAACACAUCAUUGAAUAACAUACAAACAUGGCUGUGCAUAUGGUAUUAUAAUUGUUAGCUGGUAUUCAAUUGAUUUUGUAAGUUAUUAUAUACACCCCAUACUCAAAACUCUUAAGAAUUUGUUGUUGUUGUACGAGACUGUUAGUAUGUUAAAGAUUGACCC
This is a messenger RNA of Brassica napus (rape), 1981 nucleotides long. RefSeq names its product serine/threonine-protein kinase STY46. The record is from RefSeq and is a predicted model, not a curated record. Gene Ontology annotation, biological process: protein phosphorylation. NCBI's taxonomy places the organism in Eukaryota, Viridiplantae, Streptophyta, Magnoliopsida, Brassicales, Brassicaceae. Gene Ontology annotation, molecular function: protein kinase activity; ATP binding.